AUGGGUUAUGUAAAACUUGUAUUUUUUAUGCUAUAUCCCUUUCUCUGUCAACUUGAUUUCUCCUCAUCGUCACCUUAUUUGUGCCCCGAAGAUCAAGUUCUUUCUCUUCUACAAUUCAAGCACAUGUUUACAAUAAAUCCUAAUGCUUCUGCUGUUUGUGACUUUUCACAUCCAAAAACACUUUCGUGGAACAAAAGCACAAAUUGUUGCUCAUGGGAUGGAGUUUAUUGUGAUGGGAUGACACGACAAGUGAUUGAGAUCAACCUCACUUGCAGCCAACUUCAAGGCACGUUUCAUCCCAACAGUAGCCUCUUUCAACUCUCCAAUCUCAAAAGGCUUGGUUUGUCUGGUAAUGAUUUCUCUGCAUCCAACAUUUCACCUAAAUUUGGUGGAUUUUCUAACUUGACGCAUCUUGAUUUGUCGUAUUCAAGUUUUACCGGUCUAAUCCCUUCUGAAAUCUCCCACCUCUCUAAAUUACGUGUUCUUAAUAUUCGGAGUUAUUAUCCAUAUGGUCUUAGAUUCGGACCUCAGAAUUUUGGACUGCUUCUUAGGAACUUAACCCAGUUAAGAGAUCUUCAACUUGACUCUGUGAACAUCUCUUCCACUGUUCCUCUAAAUUUCUCUUCUUAUUUAACGACUCUAAGGCUUCCAUACACACAAUUAGUUGGGGUAUUUCCCAAAGGAGUUUUCCACCUUUCUGAUUUAGUAUCUCUUGAUUUAACAUACAAUCCCCAGCUCACUGUUAGGUUUCCUACGACCAAAUGGAAUAGCAGUGCAUCACUCAUCAAUUUACGGCUCAGUCGUAUGAAUUUUACUGGUGAGAUACCUGAAUCAUUUGGCUAUUUAACUUCACUGUAUGCCUUGGACAUGAGCUAUUCUAAUCUCUCAGGUCCCAUUCCUAAACCUCUAUCGAAUCUCACCCACAUACAGACUUUGAUCCUUGAUUUUUCGUCCAAUUUCCUAACUGGUCCAAUUCCAUCAAACGUAAGCGGACUGCAAAACCUACAAUGGCUCAUCUUGUCAUCAAACCACUUGAAUGGGACUAUACCAUCCUGGAUAUUCACCCUUUCUUCACUAACUGAUUUAGACUUGAGUGAUAACAAUUUCAGUGGAAAAAUUCAAGAGUUCAAGUCCAAAACAUUGUCUUACGUUACUCUAAAACAAAAUCAGCUGGAAGGUCCUAUUCCAAAAUCAUUCCUAAACCAGCAGAGCCUAGAAGUUCUUCUCCUUUCGCUAAAUAAUCUCAGUGGACAGAUUUCUUCAACCAUCUGCAAUCUGAAAACACUAGCAGGGCUAGAUCUUGGAAAUAAUAAUUUGAAGGGAAUGAUCCCACGAUGUCUAGGUGAGAUGAGUGCAGUUAGAGUUUUGGAUUUGAGCAACAAUAAUCUUAGUGGGACAACUAAAACUACUUUUAGUAUUGGAAACCAACUCAGCGUCAUUAAAUUGCAUGGGAAUAAGCUAGAGGGGAAAGUCCCACGAUCUUUGAUCAAUUGCAAGUAUUUGGAAGUUCUUGAUUUAGGUAACAAUGAGUUGAAUGAUACCUUUCCAAAAUGGUUAGGAACUCUACCAAAUUUAAAAAUUGUAAGCUUGAGAUCAAAUCAGUUGCAUGGUCACAUCAAAGUUUCAAAGAACAAAAACUUGUUUGCCCAACUUCAAAUUCUAGAUGUCUCAUCCAAUGGGUUUAGUGGGAAUUUACCAGCUAGUCUUUUUGAGAAUUUCCAAGCCAUGAGGAUAAAUGAUCCAAACGUGAGAACCCCAGGGUAUGUAGGAGAUACAUUUACUAUUUAUUAUGAGUAUGUGAUCGCAAUUACAACAAAGGGACGGGAUCUUGAAUCUGUUAGAGUUUUUCCUAAAAACAUAAUCAUCAAUCUCUCUAAUAAUAGAUUUGAAGGUUAUAUUCCAAGUAUUGUUGGAGAUCUCGUUGGACUUCGUACGUUGAACUUAUCUCAUAAUCGCUUGGAAGGUCAUAUACCAGCAUCACUACAACAUUUAUCUGUACUUGAAUCGUUGGAUCUCUCAUCUAACAAAAUCGGAGGAGGAAUUCCACAACAACUUGCAUCCCUCACAUUUCUUGCAGUCUUAAACCUUUCUCACAAUCAACUUGUUGGUUGCAUCCCCAAAGGAAAACAAUUUGAUACAUUUGAGAGGAGUUCAUACCAAGGAAAUGAUGGAUUACGUGGAUUUCCACUUCCAAAAGAUUGUGGUGGUGAUGAUGGGGUAUCGCAAAGGACAACUCCAGUUGAGCUAGAUCAAGGAGAAGGCGAAGAUUCAACAAUGAUCAGUUGGCAGGCAAUUCUCAUGGGUUACGGUUGUGGUCUAGUUGUUGUACUAUCCUUAAUAUACAUAAUGCUGGCAACCCAAUAUCCAGCAUGGUUUUCGAGGAUGAUUGAAGAAUUAGAGCACAAAAUUAUUACGAGAGUGAAAAAGCACAAGAGAAGAAAAUAG
This is a messenger RNA of Solanum stenotomum, 2445 nucleotides long. Its product is annotated as receptor-like protein 9DC3. Gene Ontology annotation, molecular function: protein binding. The record is from RefSeq and is a predicted model, not a curated record. Lineage: Eukaryota; Viridiplantae; Streptophyta; Magnoliopsida; Solanales; Solanaceae. The transcript is spliced from 3 exons. The coding region runs from base 1 to 2445 and encodes 814 amino acids.